Molecule: messenger RNA, 500 nt
Organism: Eurytemora carolleeae
Lineage: Eukaryota; Metazoa; Arthropoda; Copepoda; Calanoida; Temoridae
Exons: 4
Coding region: 164-499 (111 amino acids)
Source: RefSeq, a predicted model, not a curated record
CGCAGGUGUUUUAGGAGGAAUCAGAUAUUUCAAAAUUUUGGAUUUCGUGAAAUCUUGAGAAUUAAAUUAAUUUAGAUCUUUAUUGUGUUUAAGUGAUUUUGAGGUUUUUCUUAAUGAACAGUUUUUAACGAAUUUUAAGGUUUUCCAAACAAAAUGUUAUAAUAUGCUAGUGCAAGGAAGUGAAUGGGAGGGUUGGUAUGCCGCCCCUGCCCCCUUUGGACAAACAACGUUCAAAAUAAAAAUCUUAGAGGUUGACCUCCAAGGCGAGUUUAAGGGGGAGGGGGAGGACAAACAGGGACAGUUUGAGGUCAGGGGGACAAUACAGGGGUCAGAGAUUGAGUUUGUAAAAGAUUACAAAGAGAAUGGAAAUCACAAGGGAAUAAUAUACAAAGGAAGAAUUGAAGAAAACAAGAUUUCUGGAAAAUAUGAAUUUCUCUACAAAGCUCUUUUCAUCCGUUUAAACGUCUGUGAAGAUUUUGAAAUGAAAUUGAUUACGUAAA